AUGGAUAUUUCAAGGGCGAAUAGUCGUUUUUCUGUGAUAGUCUUUAUCAUUAUUGCUUUUUCAUUGAAUACAUCUUCACAGCAUCUUUACAGCGAGGAGGAAUCAGAAGAGACUCCCAACAAAUGUAUGGUUUACGGGAGCGACUUUAAACGGUCAUCGAUGGAAACGGAUCAAGAGGAAUUUAACUCUAAAGGUAUUGUUAGGGUACCACUGCUUCUUAACUUACAUCGAUCAAAUUAUGCCUCAAUAGAUCUCUGAAAUCUCGCUUCAAACUCAAAGUUUCCGGAACAGUGAAUUUUAAAAAUUAGAAACAACUUUCUACCUGUGGCGGCUAGCUUCGGUGGAAACUUUCCACCGACCACUCAACCAUUAUUGUUUUGAUGAGAGUAAACGGUAGGUAAUUCUUAAUUCUGACUGAAUUUAUACUCGACGUUUAUAUGCAGACCCACUGAGAUAAUGAAACAGUCAGCCUCUGUUACCUCGGACACGCUUGGGUGCCCGUACUAUUAAAGUGUACGUAAUAUGAGCUUAAAUAUAGCGAUGUGUCCAAAGGCAAGAGCUGUACGGGCUGAAGACCCCGCUAAAAAGAAUGACCCCAGUUGAGAGACUUUCAUUUCCAGUGGGACAGACCUCAAAUUCGUUGUCGCUGCUAAAAAUAUCUGUAAGUCAUAAGUUAUGUGCACGCGAAAAUGGUUUCGGCACCAUUUCAGUCCUAUACCAAUGGCAGAACACUGAACGUGAGCGCAGUUUCCGCCGACAAAGAUACUUGCUAGGAAAACAACGCAAAGUAAAUGCAAUACUUCAAAAAACCAAGCUAAACGCACACGUCGUCAACUAAACAAGAAAAUAAACAAUAAAGCACGCGCCAUAAUAAAUGAGUACAAACGCCAAAAGCGUACAUACAUACACAAUUACAUCAACCCAAAGGAAUGGGCCGGGUUUGCGGGGAUGCCAUUGCAUUGUCAGUUGUGAGGAAAAUUUCUUUCGGAAUGCAAAAUCAUCUCUCUCCCUGAUCGUAGAUGCUAAUAUGGAAAGGUGAGUUAUUAUCACCAAGCUUGAAAAAAAAGGAAACCACCGCACAUUCGAUCGUUGCACUUAAUUCGGCUAAACCGGUUUCUGAAUCAGGAGAUCAGAUCCAGAAGCGUUUUUGAUGCAGUUAAAGGUAGAUGUGUUGACCAAGCUAUAAAUGGAGCUUUUGACCCUAAAUUCAACUUUCAACGGAAGGAGAGGUUUCAUCAAAUUUUCAUUGUCACAACAGAAUUAACACGCAGCUGUUUGACGGUCAUUUCAAGUAGCCACGUCACCUAGUGUGAAUUUCGAAAGAUUUGAUUGGAUAGUAAAAGUUUUGCAAGAUUGCAUUUUAUCAUAGAUAACAGUUUAUGAUUACUCGAGCACUUUAGUCGAUUUGUUAAUAGAUCGAGGUUACGACACUGAUUUGCACUGUAUGAAAUCACGCUAUCUUACAAGAAAAUGGCCUCAGAGGAAACUAACGCUUGUCCUGGUUCAGAUGGUGAUUUGAUAGUUUUUCCAAGAACCUUCUACGACCACUAUGCAGUCCGUGGAGAAAAUGAAGACAUCUUCCACGUAACGUCUGCUAGAGGACUGAAUACCUCUGACAGUCUAUUGAAUUAUAGCAGUGUAUUUCAUUCCACCACAAAUCCCAGCAUGGCAGUCAUAAAGAAGGAAAAAUGCAACGCUUUCAUCGAAGAAUGGGAUAAAGCGUAUGUAGAAAAACAUUGUAGCCUUCCGAUUUCGGAAAUUGUAGACAGAGCUAAUUCUAGAGUUGGUGAAGUAGGAUAUAAUUUGCUUACCAAUAAUUGUGAGCAUUUUGCCCGAUGGUCUUGUGAUGGAGAAUCGAAGAGCAAACAAGCUGAUGCAUUGAUGCCUCGUCUUUUUAUGGCUGUUUCAUCAUUUAUUUCUUCGAUCUUUUUUAUAAUUUUUGUAACGAUGUUUAGAAGAGAAGAAGAAAGAGAAGAAAGAACAUGAUUGCUGUAGAACACCAAGUACAAGAACUGAAGCAGUUACUAAGGACCAGAUAUUUCCUGUUUAAUCGAUGUUUUUUAUGUUUUUGCUUUGUAAGAAAUUUACCAGAUGGUAAAUGUAGUUAAGCCUCAGGGGGGGGGGGGGGGGGGGGCAAAGGGACCCUCCCCCAAUUUUUGCUUUUUUCGUUUUUAAAACCCUUUUUUUUGAAGAAAAGCACGCUAUUUUUAAAAUAAAAAAAAAACUGUUGGUGUGUGAACCUUGACUAAUUUGUUUUUUUUUUGUCUUAUUAUUUUUUUUUCCAUGUCGACUUUUGGCCCUUUUUUUUAUUGCAUCGCGCACAUUGGUCCCUGUUUUCAAGGCCCUAUUCAUGGCUAGACUUUAAUCAUGAUAAGACUAGGUAGCUUAUGGUACAACUGUAUUCAUUGGUCGAGAUUUGAGACACUGUCUAGCUAUAAAGUUUUGCUAUUUCAGACCUGGUCAUUAUUCGCCUAGCUUGCACGAAAGCAAACAGUUACAGUAAUUUUGUUACCCACCCUCCCUCCCUAUGGAGGAGUUUUGUUGUGUUAGGUAUCAAUAAAGUUUCGGGGGUCACUCCUUGUGGUGCGGUUAAGUCUGCGUUGCGACUUCCCCCAAGCUUUCGGCAUUGCUUGUGUCUUGCCAUCUUAUUCAUUUGCCUUAAUCUUGUCCGAUCCAGCUCGUGCGGUGCUGGGGAGAUAAGAAAGGCUCUGCCAAUACUCUUGUCUUACCCCACGGUAGUGGGGCGAUAAGUGAGGCUUGUGUUUUUGCUGUGCGCAUAACCUGAAGUCGCUAGAACCUGCCACAGGGCUGUGUCCCCCCCUUAUAACGCCAUCUUGUAGUAAUUGUCUUAUUUGCCUGCGUGCGCUAUUUAGUUGUGUUACCUUUUCAUGCGUAUCUUAAGCGGAAUAGUGACGUUAAAUGCUUUUUUUUUCACACCUUCCUUUUCUAUAGUAUGUUGUGUAUCGUUUCCGUACGCCGAAACGUAGUGUUUCUAUAGGGUUAAUUUUUAAUCUUUACUUUGAAUCGCAGAUCACAUCCAUUUGACAAGUCAGUUUAAUUAUUUAGUAGGUCCAGUUAAUACUUUAAUGUGUACAUGUGUCUUUCUUCCCGAUAACUGUUGAUAAACAAGGAGAUAUCCAGGUCAUUAACGCAUGAAAUAAUCAAUUUACACUUCUUUAACCCUACAAAACAGGUCAUUUCGGAGUUGCCCCAAGACUCUGUUUCAAAGCGAGGCUUAGUGCUAAGCCAUUGAUAUGGAAAUGCCUUUUUAUUCUCAUGGGAAUAAAACACAUUUUCACGGAAAGGUUUUGUACUUAGCCUCGUUUUGAAAGUGAGAGUUUUUGGAACUAAGAAAUGGCAUAUUCUGAAAAUAAAAAAUGCUAUCUGCUGAUAGUAAGCGAGCUUCUUUAGUCCUUAAAUGAACUUGGUAGUGUUUAAAUUUGUUUAGCAAUAUGGAUCUUUGACUAAAAUUACUAAAGAGAAACUUCCCAAAAUUGUUUUUACGUUGUCUUUCUUCUUCUCUUUCUUUUCUGGCCUUGUCUUUCUCUUUCUUCUAAUGUGGGAGUAAAUAAUUUGUCACUGAUCUAUGUGCUUGCCUUUGAAGAGAAGGUCUCAGGCGGAAUUUAUAACCUCCUAGGUAUUCAUGGUUAAAUAUUGUGUCAAAUUUAUCAUUCAUUAUUUUAACGUUUGCAGUCUUUCCCAUCUUGCCUUCCUAUUCUUCCUGAUAAAUAGUUAAUGUUGUUGGGUUUUUAAUAGGUAAUAAUUUCCCUUUAAUUGACUUCUCUUGCGUAAGCCCAACAAGAACUCCUUCCUCACUAAACUGAUAAAAAACCACUUCCAAAAUAUAAGACAAACCUCCCCGAUGAAGCCCAUAAUUUGAAAAACCCCCUAUUUAAAAUAUAAACGUAACUCCCCCAGAUUUACACGUGGAAAGAUCAUCUUUGCUAUUAUUGGACGCCAAAUGUAUUUUUAGUAUUUAGAGUGGUUAUUCGUAUGUAACCAAAACAAAGGUGGUAUUUACAAAUAACCACAUUACAGUUACCAAAAUAUAAACAUGAUUAUUUACAAAUAACCAAAACUGAAAUUUGGUUAUCUAGCAAAUAACCCAAAUUAAAAAGUAGUUAUUUCUAAAUAACCAAAAUGCAAAGCUUUUUAAAUAACCAAAAUGUGAGACUGGUUUUUUAUACAUGACCAGAAUGGAAAGUUGGUCAUCUAUCAAUGCACAAUUGGUUAUUUAGUAAACAACCGAAAUGAACAAUAUUUAUUUAUUUAAAAUUAAAAAAAAAUUGCAAAAAUGGUUAUUUACCUAAUUUGGUCUUAACAAGUGACCACGUGUCCCAUUUUUCCGCUCAUUUCCCAUAAUGACCUGCAGACUUCAAUUUCCACAUGGCUUCUUUCAACGAUGACACUUAACAAUUACUCCAACGGUGCGCGUUUUAUAAAAGCUUAGUCGGAAUAUCAUAAGCUGUCUGAUACUUCCUUACAAUGAUUUUUAUCUUUCAGCUUGCGGUGCAGUCGUGAAAUGCUACCCGAACGAAAUGUCCAUCUUUCUUUCCAAGUCCUUACUUCUGGGCGUCAAUCGACAGAACCUUCGACUCUUGGACUCUAAUUGCACAGCGAAAGAUAAUGGAACGCACUUUUUUCUAACGACGACGUUGAUUGGCUGUAGCACCUCGAGCAGGCACACAAAUGACAGUGUAGUAUACAGCAAUAUGGUUCGGCAAGUGUUUUCACCGACAACAGUUAUCACGAGAGCACCAGAAAUUAGGAUUUCCUUCAGUUGCCAUUAUUCCAAACAUGGUAUCGUAUCUACUGGUGCUCUAACAAGGAGAAAGACAGCGAAAAUGGGAUCGAGACAAGCUGCUGGUCAAGAUUUCGCAUCAACUGAAAACAUAUGUAGGAAUGAACGGUAAGAUAUGUCCCAUUACAAGAGUCUAUCAAUCCAAGUCUGUUUAAGGCUGGGCCUAGGCCCUCUAUUCAUGGCUAUAAGUCAUGAGCCUUUUUGUCAAGUACUUGUAUGAGUUGGUUUUCGUUAAGUGACAGCUAAAAAAGGCGUUUGAAUAGAGGUCACUCAAUUGGUGUCCCACUUAAAGAGAUAGCCACUUUAACUGACGAUCAAAGAAAAUGACCGAAGAAUGGAAGGGACAAAACAAAGAUGUCAUAAUACUUUUAAUAACCUUAUCCAAGACGACUCCCUGAUCUUUAGGGGCUCAAACUAUCAUUUCAUAGAAAACCGUUAAGGGUAUAGGAUAAACUCUUCACCUGAAAUAUGAUGAACAUUUUACCCAGAUUAAAUAUCGUCUGUCCCACGUACUUUUCUUUCUGUUUUAUUUUUCCAGGCUUUUCUUCUAUUCCGGUAAUCCUACCUGCCCAGCAAGAAGGAAAAGUCACACAACCGUUAAAAAAGAAGAAAGGACCGAAUAUAGAGAGGGUGUUCCCUAG
Molecule: messenger RNA, 5442 nt
Organism: Porites evermanni
Lineage: Eukaryota; Metazoa; Cnidaria; Anthozoa; Scleractinia; Poritidae
Source: the annotation of a GenBank genome assembly